This is a messenger RNA of Cuscuta campestris, 468 nucleotides long. The record is from the annotation of a GenBank genome assembly. Lineage: Eukaryota; Viridiplantae; Streptophyta; Magnoliopsida; Solanales; Convolvulaceae.
GUAUGCAAGAGAUGAAUUUCAAAAACAAAGUACGUAGUAGUUGAAGAAAAUCCAAAUCUAAAUUUGAUUACCAAUUCCUUUCAUGGCGACUUAUCUCCUCAAUGGCAACAACCACUGAACCAGAGAUGAAGACUCGUGUUCCAGUUAUGUCCCUAUUGUUCCUAUUCACCAUACUAAUAACUUUCCGAUCCAGCAUCUUCUGUAGUGGAACCACAUGUGUGGAUGCUGAAAGACAAUCGCUUUUGAGGUUGAAGGAAGAUGUCGUUGAAGAUCCUUUUAACAGACUUGCUUCUUGGAUCCCUGGUGGAGACUGUUGCAAAUGGGCUGAUGUUGUCUGCAACAACAUCACUGGUCAUGUAAUUGAGCUCCAACUUGGGAAUCUCUUAGCUGAUGAAGGGUCAAUCUCUAUGGGGGAGGUAAGUAAUUAAACCCUUGUUUUGCUGAUUUAAAGAAAGCAUUACUUGGUCU